AUGGCUGAACUCAGCUUCCGGCCGGACCCGGCCUACCAGAAGGUGGCGGCUAUGCAGAAGAACCGCGUUCAAUACUUCCGAUUCACCGCCCGAACCGCUCGCAUCACAUUCAUCUACGUCGCCGUCAUUCCUGCCCUGGUGGGAUACCUCGCCUACCAGACCGAUGGACUGUACAAUCUCAAGGCGCCGAGAAAGGGCGACACUGUCUACCGGAAGUAA
Messenger RNA from Clonostachys solani, 219 nucleotides. NCBI's taxonomy places the organism in Eukaryota, Fungi, Ascomycota, Sordariomycetes, Hypocreales, Bionectriaceae. The record is from the annotation of a GenBank genome assembly.